This is a messenger RNA of Solea senegalensis (Senegalese sole), 2270 nucleotides long. RefSeq names its product lysine-specific demethylase 2A-like. Gene Ontology annotation, biological process: protein demethylation; regulation of transcription by RNA polymerase II. Lineage: Eukaryota; Metazoa; Chordata; Actinopteri; Pleuronectiformes; Soleidae. The transcript is spliced from 9 exons. The record is from RefSeq and is a predicted model, not a curated record. Gene Ontology annotation, molecular function: protein binding; histone demethylase activity; transcription coregulator activity. The annotation marks the transcript as partial.
AUUCAAAUCUGUCAUGUUUUCUUUCCUCUUCCUCAGCAGUCGAGGGGCGACAAAGGUGACGGACUUCCAGUGAAACGUAAAUCCUCGACCCUUCUGGACGCCCGCAUGGCAAAGAUCUACAGAGGUCAGAGACACAACCGAGACGGAGACGAUUCAGGCAGCGAUGACGAUGAUGAAGCCUCUCAAAGACGAAAGAUUGCGCUCCAGGCUCGAGGGGGGGGCCACUCCUCCAGACGGGGCUUCGUCACAAACAGGAGGGGCCUGAUGAGAGGAGGCUCCGCCCAGAGAGGAAGCAGCAGAGGCGGUCUCGUCGGGUCCGGCUCCUCCAUGCUCAAGCUGAAGCGAGGGGUGGGCGCGAAGGAGAGUGGGCGUCGGGGACGAGGGGUGAGGCUGCGGGGAGGCUCCCGGAUGCAGCGCAGAGGAGACGAGUCGGACGAGUCGGACGACGACGACGAUGAUGACGACGAGGACGACGAGGAAGACGAUGACGAGGAGGAGGACAGCGAAGACGGCGGCAGGGACCAGCGGCACCGCCGCCACAGGAGGAGGCGCAGGGCCGACGACGACAACGAGGACAGCGAAGGCCAAGAGUUUGACCCCGAGGAGGACGAGAUGGACAUGCUGGAGGACGAAGAGGAGGACGAGGAGGAGGAGGAGGAGGAGGCGGAAGACGACGGACGCUGGGACUCGGACCCUGAACCCCCGGUCCUCCUGAUGUCUGACCCCAACGAUGACCUGCUGAGUGGCUCUUAUCUGACUGUCACCCUACAGCGCCCCCACAAGGCCAAGAGACAAUCUGGCUCCAUCGUUCCAAAGCUGGAAGCGGCCAUGGGUGUGAGGACGGCGUCAGUGAGCUCCGGUGGUCAGAGCUUCGUCCAGAGAAAGACGACGCUGUCCAAGGCUUCGCGGCUGAGGAACGCCGACACGGCGGCGGACAGCGUCACGCCGCGAGGCCCCGGCAGGCCUCGUAUGCGCGGUAACCACAGAGACAGAGGGACCAGAGACUGCUCGGCAUCGUCCUCUGAGGAACGGGAGGGAGCGUCCCCUCCGAUGCCGUCCUCCCUGCUGUCUGUGCUGUCCUUCAAGGAGGACGAGAAAGGAGGGGAGAAGGAGGUGUGGGUGUCUGUGUUCAGGUACCUCAGCCGGGCAGAGCUGCUGGCCUGCAUGACCGUCUGCAAGGCCUGGUACAAGUGGAGCUGUGACAAGCGUCUGUGGAGCCACUUGGACGUGAGCCGGUGCAGCCCGCUCAGUAAUCAGGCUCUGGCAGGGAUCGUCAAACGCCAGCCCGUCUCUCUGGACCUGUCCUGGACUCCACUGGCCAAGAGACAGCUCAACUGCCUGCUCACCAGGCUGCCAGGUCUGCGUGAGCUGAGGGUGACUGGUCUGUCCUGGUCUUGUCUGUCGGCGCUGGUCUCUCCCACGCUGCCCUGCCUGCGGCUGCUGGACCUGCGCUGGUGCGACGGCCUCGACGACACUCAGAUCAAAGAGAUGGUCUCUCCCCCGGGUGCAGAGUCGUCGCGCAGCAGACUGAGGAACAUGCAGACGCUGCGUCUGUCCGGCCUGGACGUCAGCGACUCCACCCUGCGGCUGCUGCAGCGUCACAUGCCUCAGCUGGAGACGCUGGACCUCGCUCACUGCAGGAACGUCACAGACUCGUCCAUCGCUCUGCUGGCAGCUGCCGGGACUCACACCCGCAACCACCUCACCGAGCUCACGCUGGCAGGUUGCAGUGAGUUGACAGACGCCUGUCUGUCCUACCUGAAGCGUCUCUCCUCUCUGACUCUGCUCGACCUCAGAGGCUGCAAGAGCGUCAGCAGACGAGCGUGCGACGCCUUCAUCUCGGACCUGUCGCACGUCGCCCUCUACUGUAUGAUGGAGGAGAAGCUCAUCCAGCGCCUGGACUGAGAACAUUCAUUCAUUCACUCACUCACCUUGUUUCACAGCCUCUCCUGUCGUGAACCCUGAGACAUAAAAUGUCUCCUCCGUCAUUGUCUUCAGGUGCAGAGCUGUGGUGUGAACCUGAGCCGACACUCAAACACAGUGUCAGGAUGUUAUUUUUUAAAAAUCCACAAUCACUGACUGAACAGAUCAUGUGACUCCUCCCUCGUGUGCAGGAUUAUUUUUCAGAGAUCUAUUUUUGUUGCCGAGUCAAAAAUAAUAAUGUGUGACAUCAGUAAAGUCCGUGUAUAUAUUCUUUCUUUCAGUCAUAAUAUUGACAUUUGUACUUUUUGUGACAGUGUGAUAAUAAAAAAAAAAGGUUCAUCCUCUCA